UUCCGGGGGUCCCUCCCCUCCCCCCCACCAUGGCCGACCCCAUCAUGGACCUUUUCGACGACCCCAACCUGUUCGGGCUGGACCCCCUCCCCCCCGAGGAGCUGGUCACGCCCCCCGCCCCUCCCCCCAGCGACCCCCUGGCCGAAGCUUUGGGGCUCUCGGGGGCUCUGGACCCUCCCCCACCCCCAGACCCCCCCCAGGACCCCUCCCCAAAUCCCGCCCCUCCCCCUUCAGCCCAACCCCCACCCGAUCAAGAAGUGCUGAGUCAGGGAAAUCCCUUCAUGGGGGUCUCCGCCCCUCCCCCACCCGCCCCCGCCCCUCCCCCCAAAAUCGUCAUCCUCAAAGCCCCUCCCCCCGCCGGCCCCACCCCUGGAGGCCCCGCCCCUCUGGCCACGCCCAACGGCGGCAAGCUCACCUUGGCGGGGGGCGUGGCCAAAGGGGGCGUGGCCGGGCAGGGCCGGCAGGUGAAGCAGCUGCUGCUGCAGCCCCUCAAGGCGGGGGGAGGGGCCUCACCUGGGACCCCCCUGAAACCGGGACUGAGCCUGGGACCCGCUCAGGGCGAGUCCAAGCGCAUCACCCUGGUCCUGCAGCAGCCCCCGGGCGCGGCCGCGGCGCCCGGCCAACGCCACGUGGUGCUGGGCACUCUGCCGGGCAAGCUGCUCCUCCAGGGGGCCACCACGGCUACGGCCACUCCGGCCAAGGCGGCACCCGGCGCUCCGGCCAAGGUGGUGACCAUCCAGCUGCAGGUGCAGCCUCCGGCCGCCGGCCAGCCCGGGCAGCCCGGCCAGGCGCAGAAGAUCCAGCUGGUGCAGCACGGGCCGGGCGGGGCGGGGCCGCUGGGCGUGGCCCAGGUGCCGCAGGUGAUGGGCGGGGCCGGCCAGAGACUGACCGUGCCGCUCAAGGUGGUGCUGCAGCCGCAGCCCGCCUCCUCCACCGGCGCCGCCGCCGCCUCCUCCGCCGGCCUCUCCGUGGUCAAAGUCCUGAGCAGCAGCGGCGCCGAGAUGACCACCGCGCUGACCACUACGACCACACCGCUGACCACUCGCUGCCCCUCGGACGAGAGCCGCAAGCUGGAGCACCAGAAGAAGCAGGAGAAGGCGAACAGGAUCGUGGCCGAGGCCAUCGCCCGCGCCCGCGCCCGCGGCGAGCAGAACAUCCCGCGCGUGCUCAACGAGGACGAGCUGCCCAGCGUCCGGCCGGACGAGGACGGGGACAGGAGGAGGAGGAGGAAGGGCAGCACGGACAGGGCGGCCAAGGAGGAGAGGAGCAGGAGGAAAGGGCAGGGGACAAAGAGCAAGGGGCGUGGCAAGGCCAGCACCAUCACCCCCGUGGUGGGGAAGAAGCGCAAGCGCAACGCCAGCUCGGACAAUUCCGACUCGGAGGCGCUGCCGGCGCCGUCCCCGCGGCGCGACGACGACGGCGGCGUCCAGAAGCGGCGCUCGAACCGGCAGGUGAAGCGCAAGAAGUACACGGAGGACCUGGACAUCAAGCUGACGGACGACGAGGAGGACGAGGAGCUGGACGUGACGGGGCCGGCGCGGCCGGAGGGGCCCGAGCGGCCGGAGGGGCCCCCGGGGCCGGAGCGGCCGCAGCCCAGCCCGGCCGAGCCGGACGGCGACGCGCUGCUGCUGCCCUCGGUGCAGUUCUUUGUGGAGAACCCGAGCGAGGAGGACGCCGCCAUCGUGGACAAGGUGCUGUCCAUGCGCGUGGUCAAGAAGGAGCUGCCCUCCGGACAGGUGGUGGAGUCCGAGGAGUUCUUCGUCAAGUACAAAAACUAUUCCUACCUGCACUGCGAGUGGGCGACGAUCGCGCAGCUGGAGAAGGACAAGAGGAUUCACCAGAAGCUCAAACGGUUCAAGACCAAAAUGAACCAAAUGCGGCAUUUCUUCCACGAGGAUGAGGAGCCGUUCAACCCCGACUACGUGGAGGUCGAUCGGAUCCUGGACGAGUCGCACAGCGUGGACAAGGACAACGGGGAGCCCGUGGUGUAUUACCUGGUGAAGUGGUGCUCCCUCCCGUACGAGGACAGCACCUGGGAGCUGCAGGAGGACGUGGACGAGGCCAAGAUCGCCGAGUUCAAACGGAUCCAGGCGCGGCACCCCGAGCUCAAGAGACAGCCACGCCCCCAGGCCGGCGCCUGGAAGAAGCUGGAGGCGUCCCACGAGUACAAGAACCACAAUCAGCUGAGGGAAUAUCAACUGGAGGGGGUGAACUGGCUGCUCUUCAACUGGUACAACAGGCAGAACUGCAUCCUGGCGGACGAGAUGGGGCUGGGCAAGACGAUCCAGUCGAUCGCGUUCCUGCAGGAGGUGCACGGCGCAGGUGUGCGCGGCCCUUACCUGGUGAUCGCGCCGCUGAGCACCAUCGCCAACUGGGAGCGCGAGUUCGGCACCUGGACGCACCUGAACACCAUCGUGUACCACGGGAGCCUGGCGUCGCGGCAGAUGAUCCAGCAGUACGAGAUGUACUGCAAGGACAGCAAGGGCCGUCUGAUCCCAGGUGCGUACAAGUUCGACGCUUUGAUCACGACCUUCGAGAUGAUCCUGUCCGACUGUCCGGAGCUGCGCGAGGUCCAGUGGCGCUGCGUGGUCAUCGACGAGGCGCACCGGCUCAAGAACCGGAACUGCAAACUGCUGGACAGCCUGAAACACAUGGAGCUGGAGCACAAGGUGCUGCUGACGGGCACACCUUUGCAGAACACCGUCGAGGAGCUCUUCAGCCUCCUGCACUUCCUGGAGCCGUCGCAGUUCCCGUCCGAGGCCGAGUUCCUCAAGGACUUCGGAGACCUCAAGACCGAGGAGCAGGUGCAGAAGCUGCAGGCGCUGCUGAAGCCGAUGAUGCUGCGGCGCCUCAAGGAGGACGUGGAGAAGAACCUGGCCCCGAAACAGGAGACGAUCAUCGAGGUGGAGCUGACCAACGCGCAGAAACGGCUCUACCGCGCCAUCCUGGAGCGCAACUUCGCCUACCUGGCCAGGGGGGCGGGGCACGGCAACGUGCCCAACCUGCUCAACACCAUGAUGGAGCUGCGCAAGUGCUGCAACCACCCCUACCUCAUCAACGGUGCAGAAGAACAGAUCGUGGCCGAGCUCCGUGACUCCCUGCCGUCCCCCCCGCCCCCAGACCUGGCCCUGCAGGCCCUGGUGCGCUCGGCAGGGAAGCUGGUGCUGCUGGACAAGCUGCUGCCGCGGCUGCGCGCCGGCGGCCACAAGGUGCUGGUGUUCUCGCAGAUGGUGCGGUGCCUGGACAUCCUGGAGGACUACCUCAUACAGAAACGGUACCCCUACGAGCGCAUCGACGGGCGGGUGCGGGGCAAUCUCCGCCAGGCCGCCAUCGACCGCUUCAGCCGGCCGGACUCGGACCGGUUCGUGUUCCUGCUCUGCACCCGCGCCGGGGGGCUGGGCAUCAACCUGACGGCCGCCGACACCUGCAUCAUCUUUGACUCGGAUUGGAACCCCCAAAAUGAUUUACAGGCCCAGGCCCGGUGUCACCGCAUCGGCCAGAGCAAGGCGGUCAAGGUUUACCGGCUCAUCACCCGCAACUCGUACGAGCGCGAAAUGUUCGACAAGGCCAGCCUGAAACUGGGGCUGGACAAAGCCGUGCUGCAGUCGAUGUCCGGCCGCGAGGGGAACAUCGCUGGGAUCCAGCAGUUCUCCAAGAAGGAGAUCGAGGACCUGCUGCGCAAGGGCGCCUACGCCGCCAUCAUGGACGAGGACGACGAGGGCGCCAAGUUCUGCGAGGAGGACAUCGAGCAAAUCCUGCUCAGGAGAACCACGACGAUCACGAUAGAGAGCGAGGGGAAGGGAUCCACCUUUGCAAAGGCCAGCUUCGUGGCGUCCGAGAACCGCACGGACAUCGCGCUGGACGACCCCAACUUCUGGCAGAAGUGGGCCAAGAAGGCGGACCUGGACCUGGAGCUGCUCAACAGCAAGAACACGCUGGUCAUCGACACGCCGCGUGUCCGGAAGCAGACUCGCCACUUCUCCACGCUGAGGGACGAUGACCUGCUGGACUUCUCGGACCUGGACAGCGACGACGACCUGGAGCGGCUGGAGCGCGCCACGAGGUCACGCCGGGGUCACCACGGCGGUCACCACGCCUUCGGGAGGAGCGAGUGCUGCAGGGUGGAGAAACACCUGAUGGUGUUUGGGUGGGGUCGGUGGCGGGAGCUGACCGCGCAGGGCCGGCCGAGGCGCCGCCUGUCCGAGCGGGACGUGGAGGGCCUGGCCAGGGCCAUCCUGCUCUUCUGCCUCCUGCACUGCCGGGGGGACGAGGGCGCCCGGGCGCUGGGCUGGGCCCUGCUGACCCCCGGGGUGGACAACGGCCGGACACAGCACGGCCCGCUGACCGCUGCGCUGCCCCGGGGCCGGAAGGGGAAGAAGCUGCUGACCCCUGACCCCAGUGACCAUUCUCCCGGGGCCGAGUGGCUGCGGCGCCACAACCCCGAGGAGCUGCUGCGGGACGAGGGCUACAGGAAACACCUCAGGCACCAGGCCAGCAAGAUUCUCCUGAGGGUCAGGACUCUUUAUUUCCUGCGCCACGAAAUCAUCGGGGACCAGGCCGAGAAAAUCCUGGGGGGGGCCCUCCCCAGCUCCGUGCAGCUCCUGGUGCCGCUGCUGCAGCAGCCGGAGGCGCCGGCGCCGUGGUGGGACCCCGAGGCCGACAAGAGCCUGCUCCUGGGGGUCUUCAAACACGGGUACAAGAGAUGGUACCAGACGAUGCGCGCUGACCCCGCUCUGUGUUUCCUGGCCCGGGCCGGGGGUCCCGACGCCGCCGCCGUGGCGGCCGAGGGGGCCGAGCUGGACGGGGACCCCGAGGACGCCGAGGAGCAGCCGGGGGGAGAGGAGAGUGACCCCCUGGCCGGGCUGGACGAGGAGAUCUCGGUGGUGGACGGGGAGGAAGCCCCAGUGUCCAGCCCGAUGUCCAGCUCAGUGUCCAGCUCAGUGUCCAGCUCAGUGUCCACUCCGUGGCCAUCGGGGCCCGCACUGACCGCUGACACUGACCGCUCACUGACCAUUCUCUCCUCAGCCCCAGUGUCCAGCCCGAUGUCCAGCUCAGUGUCCAGCUCAGUGUCCAGCUCAGUGUCCACUCCGUGGCCAUCGGGGCCCGCACUGACCGCUCGCUUUCGCCGCCUGCUCGGGGCCUGCCAGGGGGGCCGGGACCCCCCCCCGGAACCGCCCCGGGACCCCCCCGGCACCGAGACCGGAACCGGAACCGGGAACAGAACCGGAACCGGAAGUGGCGCCGGAAGCGGAAGUGGCGCCGGAAGCGGAAGCAGAACCAGCGGGGAGCGGCGGCGGCAGCGGCGGGGCCGGGACAAGCAGCAGCGGUGGACCCGGCGGGAGCAGGCCGAUUUCCUGCGCGUGGCCUCCACCUUCGGCGUGGAGCUGGAGCCGGGCUCGGGCCGGUUCCGCUGGGCGCGGUUCCGGGCCUUGGCCAGCCUGGAGCGGCGCUCGGACGAGGAGCUGACGCGCUUCUACCACGGCUUCGUGGCCAUGUGCCGGCAGGUGUGCCGGCUGCCGCCCGCGCCCGGAGACGUGCCACCCCCGCUGUCCCCUCCACCCUUACCUGUCUCCCCGUCCCUGGCCCUGCGCUGCCUGCGCCGCCUGGCGCUGCUGCGCUGCCUCCGCGAGCGCGUCCUGCCCCACCCGGCCCUGGGCUCGCUCCUGGCGCGGGCGCCGCCCCCCGGCGCGCUGCUGCCGCCCUGGUGGCUGCGGGGGGUGCACGACGCGGAGCUGCUGCGCGCGGCCGCCCGGCACGGCCUGCGGGGGGCGCUGCUGCGCGGGGGCAUCACCCCCAGGGCCGGGCAGGGGGGAGAGGAGGAGGAGGAGGAGGAG
Catharus ustulatus (Swainson's thrush) is the source of this 5834-nucleotide messenger RNA. RefSeq names its product chromodomain helicase DNA binding protein 8 (gene CHD8). Lineage: Eukaryota; Metazoa; Chordata; Aves; Passeriformes; Turdidae. The record is from RefSeq and is a predicted model, not a curated record. The annotation marks the transcript as partial. Gene Ontology annotation, molecular function: ATP-dependent chromatin remodeler activity; ATP binding. The transcript is spliced from 35 exons.